AUGAGUGUAGACUCGGACCCAGUGGUCCUUGUCUCCGUAGCGUGCACCAUCAUAGGCUCUUUCGAUGGUGCCCUAUCCACCGUUCCUGUCCAUGACCUGGGCUCAGCUGUCAUCAGAGAGGUCCUGAAAAGGGCGCUGUGGCUCCCGAAGAGGGAAGUCCUAUUUGGACACAUUUUGGCAGUAGGCUGUGGGCAGAACCCUGUUCGACAGGCCAAUGUGGGUGCCGGAAUCCCCUACUCUGUUCCAGCGUGCAGCUGCCAAAUGAUCUGUAGGUCAGGUCUGAAAGCUGUGUGUCUCGCAGCCCAGUCGAUAAGGAUAGGAGACUCCAGCAUUGUUGCAGGAGGCAUGGAAAAUAUAAGCAAGGCUCCUCAUUUGGCUCACUUGAGGACGGGAGUCAAGAUUGGGGAAAACCCACUGACCGACAGCAUACUCUGUGGCGGGCUCACUGACGCAUUCCACAGCUAUCAUAUGGGCAUUACAGCCGAAAGAGCCAAACAAUGGCAAGUGAGUAGAGAAGACCAGGCCAGGGUUGCAGUGCUGUCCCCAAACAGGACGGAGAAUGCACAGAAGGCCGGCCGUUUUGACAAAGAGAUCGUACCCGUUUUUGUAUCUUCUAAAAAAUGUCUUACUGAAGUUAAAACAGAUGCGUUUCCUCACCAUGGGAGCAACAUGGAAGCCGCGUCUAAGCUAAAGCCUUGCUUCCUUAUGGAUGGAACGGGAACAGUCACACCGGCUAAUGCCUCAGGAAUGAAAGAUGGUGUUGCAGCAGUGGUUCUUAUGAAGUCUGAAACUGGCAGCUGUGGGCUCACACUCUUAGCACAGAUAGUUUCCUGGGCACAAGCAGAUGUGGAGCCUUCCAUUAUGGGAAUAGGACCAGUUCCAGCAAUAAAGCAAGCUGUUGCAAAAGCAGGGUGGUCACUGGAGGAUGCUGAUGUAUUUGAAAUCAGUGAAGCCUUUGCAGCCCUGUCUGUUGCAAUAGCUAGAGAACUUGGUUUAAAUCCAGAGAAGGUCGACACUGAAGGAGGAGCCACAGCCCUGGGCCAUCCUCUUGGAGCAUCUGGCUGUCCUAUUCUUGUCACCCUCUUACACACACUGGAGCACAAGGGUGGACAUCGUGGUGUUGCUGCCCUGCGUGAGGGUGGAAACUACCUUCCACUUCACAAGAAAUGCAAGACUUCGACAGCCUAUUGCACUUUAAUGUGUAAUAUUCGAGGUACAAACAAGCUGCAUCUAACAUUGUUAUAA
Capra hircus (goat) is the source of this 1245-nucleotide messenger RNA. Its product is annotated as acetyl-CoA acetyltransferase, cytosolic-like. The record is from RefSeq and is a predicted model, not a curated record. Gene Ontology annotation, biological process: fatty acid beta-oxidation. NCBI's taxonomy places the organism in Eukaryota, Metazoa, Chordata, Mammalia, Artiodactyla, Bovidae. Gene Ontology annotation, molecular function: acetyl-CoA C-acetyltransferase activity.